Molecule: messenger RNA, 1331 nt
Organism: Hyla sarda
Lineage: Eukaryota; Metazoa; Chordata; Amphibia; Anura; Hylidae
Product: keratin, type I cytoskeletal 14-like
Exons: 8
Coding region: 16-1032 (338 amino acids)
Molecular function (GO): structural molecule activity
Source: RefSeq, a predicted model, not a curated record
AAUGAGAAAGAAACCAUGCAGCAUCUGAAUAAUCGCCUGGCAACCUAUUUGGAUAAAGUUCGUACCCUAGAGCAACAAAAUGCCCAAUUGGAAGGGAGUAUCCUUGACUGGUAUGAGAGGAAUCAACCCAGCGCUUUACCUGACUUCAGCUGCUUCUUCAGGACUAUCCAAGAGCUACAAAGCCAGAUUUUUUCGACUCGUGUUGAAAAUGCUCGCAUUGAACUGCAAAUAGACAAUGCUCGUCUGGCAGCAGAUGAUUUCAGAAACAAGUUUGAAAUGGAACGCCAGUUAAGCCAGUCUAUUGAGGCUGAUAUUAAUGGCUUGAGAAUCCUCCUUGAAGAGCUGAAUCGGGAGAUCUGCAGCCUGGAGAGUCAGGUUCAAAACCUUCAGGAAGAACUGCAGCAGAUCAAGAGAAACCAUAAUGAGGAAGUAAACUCUCUACGAGCUCAACUGGGCGCUAGAAUCAAUGUAGAAGUUGAUGCAGCUCCAUCUGUAGAUCUAAACCGGACCUUGUCUGAGAUAAGACAGCAAUAUGAGAACCUAAUGGAGAGGAAUCUAAGAGAAGUAGAGGCUAUGUUCCGACAAAGGUCAGAAGAUCUGACCCGAGAGGUUGCAUCUGGUUCUGAGCAGCGGCAGUCUGUCCAAACUGAAGUCAUCGAUCUGAAGCGCAAAAUCCAAACUUUGGAGAUUGAACUACAAAGUCAGCUGAGCAUGAAAUCUGCUCUGGAGGGAACAUUAGCAGAGACAGAAGCCACAUUUGGAUCCCAGCUUGCCCAGCUACAAAGUCUCAUCAACAAUAUAGAGUGCCAGCUGACUCAGAUCCGAUCUGAUCUAGAACGUCAAAACCAAGAGUACAAAAUCCUGAUGGACCAAAAGACCCAUCUGGAAAUGGAGAUCGCCACUUACAAACGUCUGCUGGAAAGCCAUAAUAUCCACGCAUCAGAUGAUCAUCACGUUUCUGUCUCCAAACAUGGAUCUCACCACUCGGUGAAGACUUUCCAUGUUGCAAGUCACGUCCAUGGCAAAUGCUAAUGGUUGUCCAGCUUCUUUGAGGAGGAGCCAUAGAAGAUAAAGCUUUCACUCCUUACUCUGGAUGAAUCUCUAUCUAUCCUCUAUACACCCUUUCUGAAUCAGGCUUCAAUCGGACAUGAAUGAGAUACACUAGGCUUCUUAUGCAGUAGGCACUUACAUUUUUAGGGUAGGGUCACACAUGCCGUAUUUUGCUGCAUAUUUUCUGCAGCUGAUUUUGACUUUAAAGGGGUACUCCUCUGGAAAACAUUUUUAAAUCAACUGGUGCCAGAAUGUUAAACAGAUUUCUAAAUUACUUCAAU